GUUAAAGUCGGAUGUUACCACAAUUUUAUUCGAUUCGGGACCUUAUCAACGGGAAAAGGGACACCAAGUUGUUCAAUAUCUGUUGAAAAUUCUCACCGAAUAUUCUCAUAAUAGGAAAGAUAUCGCUGAUUUCCUAGCAGAUCUUGAAUAUGCCAGUAAGUGUAGACUUUUUGUUGUGUUUUUUUUUUAAAUAAAAAAUAAAACUAAUUUUGUGACUAAUAUAUUUAAAGACAUAAUUAUUCUUUAGAGCCAUUUAGGCAGUUGAGGAAAGCAAAUUAAAUUAGUCAGAAUUGUUCAAAUAUUAAUGCAAUGCUGUUAAAAUUGAUUUUAUUAAUACCCUAUUUAUAAAUGUGGGCCUAUAACUUUUUUUAAAUGUUUUGUUUUGUCUUAACUAAUAUUUAUUUACAAAUUAGCCUGCUUUAUCGUGACUGUUAUGAAGUUAUGACAUAAUACAAAAACUGGAACUUUCAGAAACAAUUAUUGAUCAUAUGAGACAAAUAACCAUUCUGGAUGCCAUUGAAAGUGACAGGGCCCUAACACUUACUGCACACGCCCUAAUGCUUUGCUUAAACUUGAGUGGUGUUAGUUCAUCGUUUGCUAAGGUAAUGUUCUAUUUUUAAAAACUUUAUAUUUUUAGUAAGCACGUUUUAAUUUAGAUAUGUCAAAAUAAUGUAAAGAUCCAAUCUAUAUGAUAUAUGUAUUUAAAUUUAGUGAAGAAAAUGUAUACUUUUUUUUUUUUUUUUAAAGACUAAGACUAUUAAGAAGUUUAAUUUUUAGUGAAUCAUGAAUAAGGGUCUCAAGCAUACUACAAUAUCACGAGUUGCACAAAUUAUUAAUACAUUACCGCCGUUGGGGCUGAAACAGCCUAUUCGCGCCAGAUGGUGGCCGUUUGAAACGACAUGGACAUGGUUUUAUCUUAUUCUGAUCUAUAUUUCUGAGGUUCUCAAGUCAAUGACUGUCAUUCUGUCAAUAUUCCAAUUAUUGGUUUCAUAUCAUCAGUUUUAUAUCUUGCAUGACAAAAAUAUGUUGAUGUAACUUGUUUCUUCCUGCCAAGUGCCUGGCUAAAGGUGGUGCUGUUGAGCUCCUCACCCUUGUCAUCGUGGAUGAGGAAUAUCUUAGAAAUGGGGAGAUAAUGGAGGUAGAGUAUCAAUACAUAAUAAAUAUACAUUUUUAAAACUUUUUUUAUUUAUUUUUAACCACAAGAUGCAAUUGCUGUUGAAAUUUAAAUCAAUUAUUAAUACACAAUAAUACAUUAAUUUUAUGUUAGAAUUUUAAAUUUUUUUUGUAAACUUUGUCUUAGAAUUUUUUGUUAAAAUUUUGCCCACUCUUCUUAUUUUAUUGUUACUUUUUAUCAUUAUUAUAUAACCAUUGAACUGGCCAUAUUGAUUCUGAUUGAUUUUAAAGUGUUCUUAAGCAGGCUUAAUUAACUAAUUUAAAAUUUUAAUUUUACAUUGAUGGACUUAAAUAUAUAAAAAGUUCAAAUAUGUAGGCUAUCAUAGUCAUAGCAUUGAUUAUCUCUCAAAAAUAAUUAUAAAGUGGUGAUUUUUAAACAAAUUUAAAUUUAAUUAAUAUCUUCAUAGGCAAUUUACUCACUUUUAAGAAAUACAGUUGAUAUCCUGAAUAACAUUGCCAGGCAUGUACCAACAAAGCAAUGCUUUGUGGAAAACAACACUGCUAAUGUGAGUUUGCGUAGUCGUAGUUAUGUCAUCAUCACAUUAAAAGUGGUUUUUAUUUUAUUAUACUGUGACAUUUAAAUUUAUAAAAUUUUUAAAUUGGUUAAGAGAAAGUGUCUUCAUUCAGUUUACAUACCCAUCAUUGAAAUAAAAAUAAAAAUGUAGAUUUAAAAAUUGAAGUUUCACUUAUUGAACUUGGAUAUUUUUAUUAAAUAAAAAUAAUAACUUAGUAAGUUAAAAAAAUUAUAUUUGUAUUUAAAUGUAGGCCCUCAAAAAUUUGUUGAACUGGAAUAAAAGAAGUCUUGAGGUUAGAGCAUUGUUGACACUGGCAUUAGUGCUGGACGAAGAUGAGCUGUUACACCUUACAGACGACACAGGUAGGCUACAUAUAUAUUAG
Messenger RNA from Lymnaea stagnalis (great pond snail), 2070 nucleotides. The record is from the annotation of a GenBank genome assembly. Lineage: Eukaryota; Metazoa; Mollusca; Gastropoda; Lymnaeidae.